AUGCGAGAUGCAUUUUUAUGGCACGGACACUACUGCAUUACAUUCGACAUACUUGGAUCCGAUGUCUACCAUUUCCUCGAACUCAACGAAUUCGUACCGUUCCCGAUGGAUCAAGUGCGGCACAUGGCCUACCAGCUGUGCCAUGCAGUGAACUUUUUACAUCAACAAGGGAUCAUACACACCGACCUGAAGACGGACAAUAUUCUGUUUGUGGAUUCGAGCUACACGAAGGAGUAUCAUCCGGAGAAGAAAAUGAAUAUUCGGUCGGUUAACCGAACGGACAUUCGUUUGAUCGAUUUGGGCUGUGCUGAAGAUGACGAAUUACCUCAGUCAUACACCAUCAGUAAUCGGUGUUAUCGUGCACCUGAAGUCGUGCUGAAAAAUAAUUGGAGCCAUCCAGUCGAUGUGUGGUCGAUCGGUUGCAUUCUUUACGAAUUACACACCGGAAACCUGCUAUUCAAUACAGACGAUGACGAUUUGGAACAUUUGGCGAUAAUGGAAAGAAUUCUGGGUGAAUUUCCUGUAGCCGGCGAGCAUAAGUACUUUCCGAAUGGUAAGUUAAACUUCGAUUGGACUCAGCGACCGUUAGAGGUACAUUGUCAUCAACCGUUGCGGACUUCAAUAAAGUCGGAAAUCGAUGACGACUUAAUUGACUUGAUGGAGAAAAUGUUGGCUUACGAACCGGCGAAGAGAAUUACAUUGAAGGAGGCAUUGACGCAUCCAUUCUUUGACAAAUUGCCAGCGUCUCAACGACUAACGGUUUAAUCAAAUUUUUGUAAAACAAUAUUUCUGUCUUGAAUGUAUAA
Messenger RNA from Bradysia coprophila, 806 nucleotides. Its product is annotated as dual specificity protein kinase CLK2-like. NCBI's taxonomy places the organism in Eukaryota, Metazoa, Arthropoda, Insecta, Diptera, Sciaridae. Gene Ontology annotation, biological process: protein phosphorylation; regulation of RNA splicing. Gene Ontology annotation, molecular function: ATP binding; protein serine/threonine kinase activity. Gene Ontology annotation, cellular component: nucleus. The record is from RefSeq and is a predicted model, not a curated record.